CGUGCCAGCCACGCAGCCACGAGUCCCGGCUGUCACGGGUCCAGCUGUUAGAUCAGGCGUCAAGUUGGCGCCGACCUGUCAUCGGGAAGACGCAUCUCGUGAAAGCGUCCCGUGAUAUUUUAUCGAGACGACGAGAGCUGAUCGUCAUCGUUCAAUGUCACCGAUCGAUUGAGCUAUCGUAAGAUCCAUCAACUCUCAUCCGAAGGAACUCGAGAAUCGCUGGAAUAACCGCGUGUCAUCAGAAGCGGGGGCGGAAUCAAUUAAUGUCUCGCGCGCUGCGUAAAUAGGCCGAUCUGCGCAUCGACGACGGUACCCAUAAAUUCGCACGUAGCGAGCAAAUAUUGCACAGCUGACAGCCGGUCGGAAGGCGGGAAGGUUAGAACAGCUGCACCUGUUAUCUGUCACGAACUGUCAUCUAAAAUUGGAGCCGAGCGUCUUUCAUUGAGGAAGACGGACGUCUUUUAAAUUUUCGGAAUUUCUUCUGUGGAACGUCCUCGCGGAGAGCGAUCUUACGAGGGUUUGCCGCCUCUUAAACAAAUUCAACGAGCGAGCCUGUUGGGUCAAUUUGUGCCACUUCACGCGGCGUCGCGGGGAGAUCGGCUCGCUUGGUGUUCCCUCUCUCUUUCUUUCCUCCGUCGACGAGACGUCGAAAGUUGACUGACCGACGUGACUCACGAGAUCACAAGUCAUUCUCGAGUUGUGGAGAUUGUCGCGUCGUGUGAUCGUAGGUGCGCUCCUCGCGGCACCACCGAGAAAACGUCAUCGAUAUCUCAUUAUUAACACAUCACCGAUCGCAUCAUAUGAUACACAUAGUCGGAAUUAAAUUACAGAAAAACCUCAACCUUGACAUCUGUCAUCCUUAACGCGAGUUAAUCGAAUCAAGAUUAAUCGAAGUCGGGAAAGGGAAUCAAAGUGAGCUUUCCCAGGGAGUACUGCACAUUUUAAUUGAACGUCGAUUACAUCGAUUAAUCUUAAAAGAGGGAGCUUCCACGAUGAAGCUGUUGUGUUAAAAAUCCCUCCUGUUGCAAUAAAUAUUACGAGUUAUAAUCGAUCGAAAUCGCUUAAUCCUUCCUCGAGAAGACAUCGGGGGCGGUCUUGGUGCGCGCUAGCCUUAUAUUUUCGACAGUCAGGAUUAAGUGCCCGAGGACGGGGGCUGUUAAGAGAGACGGUCACGUGCCACCUGUUACGAACCGAUCCGCAGUGCGGAAGAAUCGCGAGUCCCCGUCGCGGAUCAGCGUGUCGGGCGUCAGGCGGUCGCAGGAGAAUGCGAGUCCGGGCGACGACGCGUUCCUGGCUGAUCCUGGCGGUAGAAUGUUGACGGCCCGAUCGGGGCCUCUCGGGCUCGGCGUACCGCGAACCCUGGGGCCCGCAGAAGGAAGCGAUCAUCUCUUCCUGCUGCCAGAACGUGCGCUCAUCAUGGACAGUACCCACCUGCGACAGGACCUGGCCGGUCUCGACUUUAACCUGCACCUGAAUCUGCUGCACACCGCGCCCCGCGGAAACGUCUGGCUAUGUGAGUACCCCGUCAUAAAGAGCCGCUAUAUGCAUCAUCCGGAUAAUCGCGGUGAGUAUUCGAUGACGUUAACAGAAGCCUCUUACUAUUUUUCUGCGGCGUCAGCUGGAGCCGCUCCUGAGGAAACUAACCAAAGGUCCAGUUCUGCACACAAUCGCCACUCUCUCACGAAGGAACAAACAAUGCACUGGUUCGCGCAGAUCGGCGGUGACCAAGAUUCCCUCGCUUUGUCAGAUGUGAAGCGCCGGCGAAGUCUCUACGAUGAAGAUUCCCUCGACGGCGAUCGUCCUUAUGAGAAUGAAGGACGGGAGUCGACGGGAAGCUCGAAGGAGUUGGACAGGGCGAAGCUUGUCCGUGAGAGGCAGAACGAGGAGCGGCAGCGGAAGUUGGAGGAGCUCAGGCAACAGGCCCUCGCCGCGCAACGUUUCCGCGAGCAACGUGAAGAGGAACGACGAAGACGCAUCGACGAGCUCCGAUCGCGUGACAACGACAGACGAAAUCAAGUGGAGGAGAGAAAACGGCUGAUAUGCGAGGCGGAACGAGAAAGACGGGAAGCGAUCCUUCGCAAGAAUCAGGAAAGAGAGGCGCGUAUCGAGGCAAAGAGGAAGAACGAAAGAUCUCACAUUGUCUUCGCGUUCGGUAGCUCCACACCACGAAUGCUGGAACCCGCCGACACUGGCGGCUCCACUUUCUGGGGCACUCGUAGGGCUACUUCUACUACCAAUGUCAUGAUGUUCUCUGCGGCGCAACCUCUCACUAGGAGGUCCUCCGAGAGGGAGCUUGACGGCAGCAAAAAACGGGCCACUUCCGCCGGCGGACUCGAUCGGAAGCCCGGCGAAGAUAUGAGAAUGUCCUCGUCCAUGUACGAGGUGUUCAAUUGGAAUUCUAGCCCCGAUCCUCCCUUAACUCCUGCCAAGCAUAAGAGAGCCAGCCUCUCUCUGCCCCCCACAACCGACAUCUUUGCCGUCGAUGAUAAGUCUGAUAGCGACGCUAGGCGUCCCAUGAUUCAGCGGGCUGCCAGUGGUGAGGAUAGCGAUGGCGGCACACCCAGCACUCCGACCUCGGUUUACCUACGAGUGAACAGGCGACGCACCGAUCUGAUGCCGACGAUACCGUCCCCGCGCGACGGCCCGCCGUCGACGGCACGCAGUUUCAGCGCCAAGGCCUUCACGCGCUCGCCAGGUAGGACUUACUCCAUGUCCAGGCUGGAUCAGCUGGCACAGCCUAGGAAACGCGCGACCGAGCAACUCGGCACGCUCGCGGAGCAGCGGCAGCAGAGCCAGCCUCUGCAGGGCGCUUCUAGCAUGAGCCGCAGCAUGUCGCACUUGGCCGCGCCCGGAAGCACCAAGAGCCUCAAGCGUUCCGAUAAUUCGCGUAGCAUGGGCACGCUGCCGGGCGCGGCGCCAAUGCCCAGACCCACCCGCGCCGAGAGACUCCGCCGCAAGGCCCGCGAGCACCAACAGGCCCAGCAAGGUAUCCGCAGCGGCGAAGUGACGCCCAACAGCCCAUCCCGGCCGCACAGCUCCAUGAGUCAGCAGAGCGCCAGCAGCGUGGGCAGCAGUAACGUCAAUCUGCGUAUCCGCACGGCCGCGUCGCGCCGACCGCGGCCCGCUUCUAUUGCCGGUACCGGUGUCUCGAUCACAGAGAAACACAAUCUAGUGGGCGACGUGAAACUAACGAAGGAUUCAAAGCCACCACUGCCAAAGGUCCAUAGCACUCCAAAGAAACCUUCUAUACCCAAAGUAACAGAGAUAAAAAAACCGACGGAGAAAUUAAUCAAGAACGCCAAGUCAUCACCGCGAAUAACUCCGAAGGCGACACCUUUGCAAAGUCCCGGAGUUGAGCAUGCACCGCUCAUCCGCGAAACAACCGCAGAGAUCAUAAAACAGAAUGAGGAUAAGGAGGCGCAUGAUGUGAAAUUGGAGGAUAAGAACGAGGAGAAGAAGGAUCAAGGCACCGAGAAGACGCAGGAAGCAAAUGUUGCUGAAUCUACGAUUAACGACACGAAGGUAACGAUGGAGCCUGUGUCAACAAGCAAACAAGUCAAAGAUGAAACUAAUUUAAUGCAAGAAAAUCUGUCAGAUGUUAUUAUGGAAGAACCACCGAAAAUUGUUAAAAAGGAAGAAAAUAAGCAGGAAAAGAAACCGACAGAGACGAUUGAAACCAAGCCCGAGAGUGAAAUGGAUGAACAGGUUGAUAUGUCAGCUUCGAUGAUCGCGAAAAUUAGAAUCACUACCGAAGAGGAAGCUAAAGCAGCUUUGGCCGAACGUAGAAGAUUAGCGCGAGAACAAGCGGAACGAGAGGCGGAAUUAGAACGCCAACGACAGGAAGAAGAAGCGCGUCUAGAAGCUGAAAGAUUGCGCGCAGAAGAGGAGGAGCAACGUCGCCUAGAGGAAGAGACUAUACGUUUAGCUAAUGAAGCUCGAAAGGCAGAAGAACAGCGAUUGCAAUUGGCAAUCGAAGAAGCUAAGCGUCGUGAAGAGGAAGACAGACGAAAAAGAGAAGAGGAAGCUCGUCAAAAACAAGAAAAAGAAGAAGCAGAACGCAAAGCAAGAGAAGAGGCAGAAAAACAACGAAUUGAGAUGGCUGAGAGGCUUAAAAAAGAGGAAGAGGAGCGCAAUGCUAGACGCAAACGAGUUGAGGCGAUUAUGCUUAGAACGAGAGGCAGAAAUCAAUCCAACACACCUAAGGGAGAAGGUGGUGAUGGUGAUAAGUUGAAGGAAGAUAGUCCUAACGACGAGAGCAAACCGGUGCUAGGCGGCAAAGGUGACGACAUCAUGACAGCCAGUUUAAUUUCCGAGGCGACUCAGCAGUUUAUUAGCGGUGAACAACGUGCGCAUCACACAGAAAACAACCUGCCUGCGCCGGAUAUAGUGCACAAUGGCACGACGCAUAGCAACGGCAUUAAUGAAAACAAAAUUGUAUUGGAUAAUAAUCAGGGUAACGUUGAAGGAGAGUUGAAUGGUCAUCAUACGAAUCACGGAAACGAUAUCAACAGUCAAUCAAUUACGCUGGACAAUGCUACUGUCAAGCAAAACAACGUGACCAACCUGUUAGACCUGUCGAGCUUCGAUACUCUGAGUAAUAACAGUAGCGGCUACAAUACUGAGUCGAUACUAGAACUGACACCUAAUUUGGCAAACGAAGAUACCCUCAACUCCAAUCUAAAUCCGACGGCGAUGCCGUUUACUCCAAUGGGUUUUGUACCCGCCGCUGCUAACGCCAACAUCAAUCCGUUCCAAGACAAUUUCAUAAACAAGCCACAGGACAACAAUCAAGUACCAGAUCUACUCUCAUAAAGUGUCUCUUAAACGUUCCCGGACAAAUGGAGGAGAAGCAGGUGGUUAAUCGGUAACCAAAUUGCUUGUGACGAGCGAUAGCUAUACACAAAACGAGAUCGUUUCUAAUAGUGUAAAUAAUGGCUGUCGCGUGCGAUGUAUCGUGUGAGGAAAGGAUAUCUAAGAGGAGCGAAAAAGGACGCCAUAUCGGAUAAAGGCCUUCCCCGGGCUUCACGUAUCGAGUUUUGAGCGUCCUAAUCGGGAAAAUAAAAGUGUAAAAUAAUAUAUAAUAUUAAUUAAUUAUUAUAUUAUGCAACAGCAAAAGUGGACACUCAAUCUGUGUGUCGUAGUACGCUAUUAGGUAAACAGGUAACUUUUGAAAGGACCUUUGGAAGGGGUUGAGGCCUAUUUGUAACACAUUAUUUUCGAAUACACAGACAUAUUACACAAUAA
Molecule: messenger RNA, 5244 nt
Organism: Camponotus floridanus (Florida carpenter ant)
Lineage: Eukaryota; Metazoa; Arthropoda; Insecta; Hymenoptera; Formicidae
Product: MAP7 domain-containing protein 1
Exons: 19
Coding region: 1312-4812 (1166 amino acids)
Biological process (GO): microtubule cytoskeleton organization
Cellular component (GO): microtubule cytoskeleton
Source: RefSeq, a predicted model, not a curated record